AUGGCUUCAAUUGCCCCCGCCGACGACUCCAAUUUGCUAGUUCCCAAAGCGGGUACGAGUGCGAGUGCAAGUGCUGCCAACACGCCGCGACCCAUUCAAUCGCCUCAAAACCCGCAAGAAUCGUGGUCCUCCGAAUCAUCCGCCAAUGCAAUCAUCUCCGACUCGCCCUCCAAUUACUCCUCCUUUUCCAGCUCCGAUAGCGACGAACACCUCCCCGGCACCGCCAAUGAGGAGGUAGACGAAGAUGACGCCCUCGACGUGGUUGGGGUGAGUAUUGGUCGCGAGCAAAGCCGCAUGAAAGCCCGGGCCACACCCGCCGAAGAAAAGAACCGAGUACUGGAACAACAGGGCGGAUAUUUCACCACUAUUCCUAUUCCUGACGAGCUCAGUGAGGAUGGCUUGUUCGUCUCGGAACUCACGGCUGAGCCGGAAUCGGUGGAGCCCGAGCUGGCGGCAGCUGAACAAGUCCAACUUGCAACUCGAAGCGACAGACCUGCUGCGUCGGUGGAGCGCCACGCGACGCCGUAUCGUCCCCACAGAGAGUAUUCGGCGCCAUUGCCAGUUGCUGUACGCGACUCGAAGGAUUCCAGUGCAUCGGGCUCGCGAACUAGCUUUACCCGGUCGCUGCUGAAAACCUCGCUACCUCGUCGGCCGCGCGCUUGGUCGGGUGAAUUGAAGAAAUUCUUGCCCGAUUUGACUUCGUUGACCAAACGCCCAUCACUGCCGUUCCGCUCCGCAAAUGCGAAUAACCGCGCUCGCAGCCAGACGGUGGCGUCUGGCAAACAGAGCCAGGCCAAUUCAAGGGCGUGUUCGUUGGAACGGCGAAGACGAGAGCCAUCUCCUACAACCAAUGCUCCCGCCAAUGAUGAAGAGUUGGGUGAUGAUGCACAGCCAAUUUCAGAGCUGCGGACGCUGGAUGGGAGCUCUGCUGUAAAACAUUCAUUCUCGAGACGGCCUAGUGCUGCGAUGCCUGGACGACCGCCGAGUUUGCGGAGAUCCUCCUCUGAUCAGUCGCUAUACCUGCGGGCAUCCUCGACUGCAUCGUCCCUAGAACAGCGGCCGCGAUAUGAGAAUGUGCACUCGCAGGUCAACAGCCGGUUCAAGGCUAUCAAGGAUAGUUUGCAAGAUUCGAGCAGUCGCCUGCUCAGCAUGCCUUCUCUCCAUCUACAGGAUAUUCGCACAGACUGGACUUCGCGCCCGUUCCCCUCUGUAACGAAUAUCACGACCGAGCGAGGAAUCAAUGGAUCUGCUCAUCGGACGGCGACACCUCCUCCGCCUCCGCGAUAUAACACACAAUCCACUCAUCCGAUCUUUGAAGAGGCAAUGUCUGAAUUGACCGGGGAUGUUGUGAUUCUUGGUGGAUACCGUGGCUCAAUUCUGCGUUCUGCGAAAGCCCCUCAUCGACAACUCUGGGUACCGAUGAAGGUGGGACUGAAUCUGCGCAAAGUCGACCUGGAGGUGGGUUUGACCCGGGAGGAUGAAGAGCGCAUGGAGGAAACUAUCAUCCCCUCUGGCGUGUUAUCUCACAUCGGUCCCGUCGAUGUAUGCCGACGACUGAUGAAACGCCUACGUAAAUGUGACAAUGCCGUGCGGGGAGACCUCCGCAUUUGGGACUACGGCUAUGACUGGCGAUUGAGUCCGGAUUUGCUCUCACAACGACUCAUCACCUUCCUCGAAGGUCUGCCAUGCAACCGGCCAGCUCCGGAUGGUCAGCCCCAGAAUCCCCGUCGAGGUGCGACAGUCAUUGCCCACAGUCUCGGCGGUCUCAUCACUCGGCAUGCCGUGAACAGGCGGCCCGAUCUCUUCGCUGGCGUCGUAUACGCAGGUGUACCACAGCACUGCGUGAAUAUUCUCGGUCCCCUACGUAACGGCGACGAUGUCUUGCUCAGUUCUCGCGUCUUGACCGCGCAGGUCAACUUCACCUUCCGCACCAGUUUCGCUCUCCUCCCCGAAGAUGGCCAUUGCUUUAUCGACAAGCGGACUCAAGAGGAAUACCGCGUCGACUUCUUCAACGCCGACAACUGGGACAAAUACCAUCUCUCCCCAUGCAUCAAACCCGUCCUCCCCGCCGUCCCAUUAAACACACGCUUCAAAGACUUCGCACUCAUCAGCAAACGAUUCUCCAUGGGCCCACGAGACGAAACCACCGAUCUCACCCCCCAAGCCCAAGCCCAAGACCUCUCAGACACCAAUGAUCCCACCAACGAAAACCACAACCCUCAUCGCACCACCCCAAUCCACUCCCACUCCCUCCCCAACCCAUCCCAAGUCGCCGCCACAGCCACCGACAAAGCAACCGACACCCUCGUCCCCAGCGGCGUCGACAACCUCGUCGGCCCCGGCGCCACACCCCGCAGCAGCACAGCAGCAAACCAAGCCACCAGCCCAACAACCAUCCCCCGCGCCGCAGCAAUGGAAUACCUGCACCGCACGCUCGCCGAAGUGAAACGCUUCAAAUCAGAACUCUCCUUCCAACCCACCCACCAAGCAGAAAACCGCUACCCGCCCGCCGCAGUGCUGUACGGGAAAAGCGUGCCGACGCUGUACGGUGCACGGGUGUCUUCCCGCGAGGCGAUUAAGCAUCAGGACGCGUAUGAUGAUUUGGCGUUUGCGGCGGGGGAUGGUGUUUGUCUUGCUUCGGCGGCGAUGUUGCCGGCUGGGUAUCGGGUUAUUCGGAAUGGGCUGGUUAAGUGUGAUCGAGGGCAUGUUGGGUUGUUGGGGGAUUUGGAGGGGGUUGGGCAGUGUUUGAGGGCUGUUAUGAGGGGGAGGAAGGAGGGUGUUGGGUUGGGGAGUUUGCAGAAAUAG
Penicillium subrubescens is the source of this 2805-nucleotide messenger RNA. RefSeq lists its product as uncharacterized. The coding region runs from base 1 to 2805 and encodes 934 amino acids. The record is from RefSeq and is a predicted model, not a curated record. The transcript has a single exon. Gene Ontology annotation, molecular function: triacylglycerol lipase activity. NCBI's taxonomy places the organism in Eukaryota, Fungi, Ascomycota, Eurotiomycetes, Eurotiales, Aspergillaceae.